AGUAUCUUCGCGUGUCUCGUUAGAGUCAGUAAUAACAUCGAGUGUUUUAAAAUACAAGUGUAUAUUCUACAUGAGAAUAAUUGCGCGAAUAAAAGUGACAAAUAAAUAGGAUAUUUCAUUGCUUCACCUAUUAAACUGUCAAAUUUGCGUCUAAAAAUGUCUCAACACACAAAGACAAGAGUUUGCGUGAUAGGUGCUGGAGCUUCGGGCUUGUGUGCUGCCAAAUUUUUAUCCUUGGAUCCAGAUUUUUUUGAGUUUACUGUGUUUGAAAGAAAUAACACCAUAGGCGGUACUUGGGUUUAUACGGAUGACACAGGCAACGACGAAUAUGGACUACCUAUUCAUACGAGCAUGUAUAAAAAUUUAAGAACAAACGUACCGAGAGAACUUAUGAAUUUUCCGGAUUAUGAGAAACUCGGAGGUGAUGAUGGGAUACAUUGUUGCGUGACCCAUGAAGACAUGUUGAAAUAUUUGAAUGAUUAUACGGACUUUUUUGAUUUACGGAAAUUCAUACAGUUCAACACAAUAGUUGAAAGAAUUAUUCCGGAAACUGGAGCUGGCGACUCGGCUACAACUUGGAAUGUGUCUGUCAAAAAUUUGAAAAAUAACGAGGUAUCAAAAUUAAAAUUUGACGCAGUGAUGGUUUGCAACGGACACUAUGCGGUUCCGUAUAUUCCUGCGAUACCCGGGAUAGAAACCUUUCCUGGUAAAGUACUACACAGUCAUUCUUAUAGAAGACCAGAAGAAUUUAGUGGUCAAAGAGUCACCGUAUUAGGUGGAUAUGUCUCUGGCAUUGAUAUAUCUUCAGAAAUAAGUCGUUAUGCAUCCGAAGUUUAUUUGAGUCACAAUAAGAACGAACUAAAAUGUGAAUUGCCAUCGAACGUUAAACAAGUUUCUGGAGUUCAGAAGAUUGACGGAAACAAACUCGUACUAAACGAUGGAGCAACAAUUAUUGCUGAUAGUUUAAUUUACUGUACAGGCUAUCUGUACACGUAUCCCUUUUUAGAUGGCAGUUGUAAUAUUGUAGUUGAUGACAACCACGUCACACCUUUGUACAAACAUUUGAUCAACAUUCAUCACCCUACAAUGUGUUUCAUUGGUUUGGCUAAUACUGUUUUGCCUUUCCUUUUUUUCCAUGUUCAGGUACAAUACUUCUUAUCCUCGUUAAAAGGAGUAGUAAAGCUGCCGCCUCGGGAUGUGAUGCUAGAGCAAUUGAAAUCCGAAGUAAUACCGAAGAAAAAAGAUUAUCAUAAAUUUGACUGCAAGCAGUGGGCUUAUUACAAAGAGUUGUCCAGAGAAGGACAGUUCGAACCACCAGCUAACUAUUAUAAAAAUGGCUUUGAAGCUUGGAAAAUUUUACGAGGCCAAUUCCCAGUGAAUAGCAAAUAUUUUAAAUUCGUGUUGUUAGAAGAUGGAGAGUCAGUAAAAUAUUUAAAACAAGAUGGUUCGGAUUUCCUCGAUUCAGAAAUGAAGAAAUGCGUUUUUCAAUGUUAAACAAUGUUUUAGUAAAUAUUUAAGAAAUCCACUGGUGAAAUGUUUGAUACUAAAGAAUAAUACGGCUUUUUUAUAGAUAUUUUUUAAUACUAAAAUAAUACAGUAUAAUAAUACCUGGUAUACCAAUUUAUUGCCUGUUUUUAUUAUUAUUUUUUUUUAUAUAAUGAAAAUGCUGUAAUGGUAAUCUGAAUAUAGAGUAAUCUUAUACCACCGAGUACUCACAUAUUUGUACAAUGAUUAAUCAAUAUCUUCGCAUGUCUCGUUCAAGUCGUCUGCGUGUUACUAGAAAAUGAAAAUUAGUAAAUAAAUUUGUGUUACUAUA
Nasonia vitripennis (jewel wasp) is the source of this 1816-nucleotide messenger RNA. Its product is annotated as flavin-containing monooxygenase 2-like. The record is from RefSeq and is marked validated. Lineage: Eukaryota; Metazoa; Arthropoda; Insecta; Hymenoptera; Pteromalidae. Gene Ontology annotation, molecular function: flavin adenine dinucleotide binding; NADP binding; N,N-dimethylaniline monooxygenase activity.